AUGUUUGCCCAAGGUGCAACGCCCGGAAAAGUUGACACUUGGAGUUACGAUGAGGAAGACGAAGACUUCACGCAAGGCACGAACGUCCAGAACUACUGCAAUACCUGGGUUUUGGACCAACUUUGGACGUUGUUUCAGAACGCAUCAUCGAACGACUUGCUUGAUUCAGAAUUACGUGCCGACAAAAUGGUAUUCUUCCUGCACCUUCUUGGUCUGGAUACCACUGAUCACUCGUAUAGGCAACACUCCAAGGAAUACACGAACAAUAUCCAAGUCGUCGAUCGCAUCGUCCGACAAACAGAAGAACUUUUCUCCAAUUUCUACCAUGAUGAAGAGACAAGCUUUGUAUUUACAGCUGACCACGGCAUGCCUAGGAUCGGCAAUCAUGAUGAUGGCGGUGAGGAGUUCGCAUUCGCAUUCGCAGACCCGGACAACACACGUACCCCACUAAUUGCAUGGGGGCGAGGCAUCAGGGGCCCACUUACUGGCAUCAUUCCUUCCUCGCACGAUGAGUACUCUCGGCUCUGGCAACUUGACGACUUUCUUCGACGAGACGGGGAACAAGCGGAUCUUGCACCCCUGAUAGCUGCGCUGCUUGGUAUUAACUUCAGUGGGAAUCCUUCAUGCAGAUCCUACGCGACCUGGCUACUUGCUACCGCGAGAAGGAGAGUCAGCCUUGGCCCGGCUUGCAUUGGCAAAUGCAGAAAGUAUUUUAGAAUACUACCGAGUAAAACACGUGAUAGAAGAUGGUUCGAAUCCCGUCGAGAGAUAACUGAACUCAUCAAGGUUACUCUACAAGGUCUUCGAUAUCUCGAAACUGGUUAUGCUCCAGUGUAUGGUUGCGGCCUACACUCACUGGUCGCUAUGGAGCAUUGGUUUUUUGGCCAUGGGCAUUUUAUGGCCACAUGCGUCAUGGCUAAGUCACAUUUGGUCAUAACACUGAGACUCUUACUUUCUUGGAUGAGUAGCUGUCUUGUAACUGGCAUAUUCCCACUACUCAGUGUUAACAAGAGAGAGGAUUUGUACAUGAUGCUGCAAAACUAUCUGAAAUCACCCAGUUACUGCAAGCUCAGUGAAAAAUUUACAAGCAAAGCAGGGAUUGUCCAUCAUCAACCAAACUUCAGCAUGGCUCAAGAGGAGUGUAAAAGGAGAAUGCUGAACAUAGGGCUCAAUAUUAGCCGGUUCCCAUUAAUUUAUGACACUUCAGCAUCCAGCAUCAGUAACGACUCAAAUGAAACUUUGCAACACGGAUCAAAUCACACGUCUUCUCAUGAUUCCCAUAUAUCCGGACACUCUCGCAGUCCCACCAUAGAUUUUCAAGUACAAUUACACCCUGGUGAUUUGGAUGGGUACUAUUCAGAUUCUUAUACUUCGCCUGAUAUACUAUCCGAUCGCUGGGAUUCUGAUGGUAGAUGUGAUUCCCAAGAGUCAGAACCCCCGCAUAUACCAUCAAUCACCCUACCUCCGGACUUUGACAUUGAUGCGGCACUCAAAUUAAAUACUGCCGAGGUGCUGCAUGAUGUAUUCAGGGCAAAUGGCCUCGAGGUUGAUGGCAGUGGUCCGAAAUGGACCCUUCAUUGUCCUGACUGCAAGUCCGAUAGUACUGACUCUGACUUGGACCUGGACCCUUUGAAUUUCUCAGAUUCCGAGACUCAACUGUUACACGCCGAAGCUGAGGAACCUUCCAUUGAUAUUCCCACAGAGCUCAGAUUAAACACACCCGAUUCACUCCUUAAGGUGUUUACGGCUGGACACCUGGCUGUUGGCAUCAGCAAUCGGUCACACUGGACCCUUCAAUGCCCUGACUGCAAUGGAUGGUGCCAAACAAAUGUCUCAUCUGACAUCCCUCUCUUUGCACCUGCUCUCCCUCCCGAACCUGGUAAGACGUCACAAAAGCCGCAGGCGAUUGCUGUGGAGGCUGUGUGGCGCUACAAUAUGCCCGACCAUGUUGUACAUCUGCACAAGGAGUACAUCGUGCCUGGACGAAGGGAGGGUGGUGUCAUGUUACCUCCGGCUGUUUGGAAGGCGAUGAAACUCAUGGAUCUUGAACAGAGUGUCGCGUGCAUUCCGAAGGAUCACUGGCAAUCUUCCUUUGCUGCUGCAUCCGAGCUCAACAAGGAGAACGUGCAAGCAUCAGGUUCUUGGGGUGCUAAACGGCCCACACUUGAAUCAUCAGGGUCUUUACCUUCCAAACGUGCUCACACAUCUGUUUCCCGCCUUCAAACUGCUCUCACUUCGUUGAAUUGA
Molecule: messenger RNA, 2247 nt
Organism: Suillus fuscotomentosus
Lineage: Eukaryota; Fungi; Basidiomycota; Agaricomycetes; Boletales; Suillaceae
Exons: 12
Coding region: 1-2247 (748 amino acids)
Biological process (GO): GPI anchor biosynthetic process
Cellular component (GO): endoplasmic reticulum membrane
Molecular function (GO): mannose-ethanolamine phosphotransferase activity
Source: RefSeq, a predicted model, not a curated record